Penaeus chinensis is the source of this 525-nucleotide messenger RNA. Its product is annotated as zinc finger protein 513-like. The coding region runs from base 1 to 525 and encodes 174 amino acids. Gene Ontology annotation, biological process: regulation of transcription by RNA polymerase II. The transcript is spliced from 2 exons. NCBI's taxonomy places the organism in Eukaryota, Metazoa, Arthropoda, Malacostraca, Decapoda, Penaeidae. The record is from RefSeq and is a predicted model, not a curated record. Gene Ontology annotation, molecular function: RNA polymerase II transcription regulatory region sequence-specific DNA binding; DNA-binding transcription factor activity, RNA polymerase II-specific.
AUGAGUCUUCACACUGGUGACCUGAGGACUGGUGGAAGACGAGGUGCAGGCGCGGGUUGCGUCUCCAUUGCCAGCCACAGGAUGCACCAGUGUCCCUACUGUGGCUACUCCACAAGGAAGGCUGCUCACUUUAGCUUUCAUGACCCUAUAGACAAAGAUGCUGCUGUUUUUGAUGCUGAUGAUAGAGUAGGGCUGGACACAUCCCGUAGGAUGAGUGGCGGAGGAGGUGCACCGGGAGCUGAGAAUGACCACAGUACUGUCACUAAGAAGCGUAUGUGCCUCCACUGUCCAUACAGUACAAAUGUUGCCACAAACUUCAGAAACCACAUGCGCACACACACAGGCGAAAAGCCAUUUUCGUGCUCAUUCUGUCCUUACUCAGCCAUAACAAAGGACAACCUGAAGAGACACAUUCGUGGUCAUACAAGAGAAAGUUCCUUUGAGUGUCCCAUGUGUCCAUUCAAGUGUAUAGAUAAGAGUGCCAUCAUGAACCACAUGGUAACUCAUCAUCCACAAUGGUGCUAG